Molecule: messenger RNA, 1802 nt
Organism: Puccinia graminis f. sp. tritici CRL 75-36-700-3
Lineage: Eukaryota; Fungi; Basidiomycota; Pucciniomycetes; Pucciniales; Pucciniaceae
Exons: 3
Coding region: 99-1595 (498 amino acids)
Biological process (GO): meiotic sister chromatid cohesion, centromeric; mitotic spindle assembly checkpoint signaling
Molecular function (GO): protein kinase activity
Source: RefSeq, a predicted model, not a curated record
GUCUAGACUCCACUCGAGCUGAAUAGUCUCGAACCAUCCACUCAGACAAGCUGGUCUCCCUCCAACCAGAAACCAGAACAUCACAUCCAUCGUUCCCGAUGGAGGACCAUCCCCAGCAGCAAGCCAGCGUGACGGUGGACAUCGAGGCGAUCGAGAACCAGAAGGAGAACAUCCAGCCGAUCAAGUCAGGCCGAUCGGCUGCCCAGCUAGUCUCACUCUUCAACCCCAAAGCAACCUCGUCUUCUGCUGCUUCAGCACUCGCUCAUUCGGCCUCGAACGCUCACAACCCAAUCAACCUCAUCGAAACCCGCAAACGAUCUCAUGAGAAAUUUCAGCAUCAUAUCCGUCUCCUCGAGGAUGCUUUGGAAUCAAAACCAAUCUCAAAUCCUCACGAUAAAUCUCUGGCAGAAGAGUUGAUGAAAGACCCCUUAGAUAUCUAUCUCCAGUACAUUCGUUGGACGAUCGAGGCUUAUCCAGCCGGAGGAACGAGUGGCGAAUCUAAACUGAUCCCCCUAUUAGAGCAAGUGACGCGGAAAUUCAUGAAGGAUGAGAGAUAUCAACAAGACAUCAGAUACUUGAAGUGCUGGAUAUUCUAUGCGAAUCAAGUCAACACCACCACCACCACCAGCGACCAAAAGGGCUUAUCAUCAACCAUCGUCCCCAACAAUACCUCGUCGAAAUUGGUGUUGAAUUAUGUGAUUCAUCAUCGGAUCGGGACCCGAUUCGGCCUGCUCUAUCUGGAAUACUUCAAGCUCUUCAUGCCGCUUCAGAGAUUGGAAUCCAACGAAACCGACCGGUUCAAGCUGGAACAAGUCCUGAAAUUCGGGAUCUCUCAGACGGUGGAGGAUGAGCUGAACCAUCACCAACUGGUCGAGCGACUCCACCAAAUCCAGUCAAUCGUCAAGAAGAAGGCCGAUCAUUCAAAGUGCAACCCAGAAGAAGAGGGCUCGAAAAGGCCCACGAAAGCAGGGCCCAAGAUGAGCAACACCAACAAGGCCAAGACGAAGAUGAAGAUCUUUGAAGACCAGGAGGGUCAUGCGGGUGCGAGUUGCGAUCGCGUGGACCCACAUGAUCAGGGAGCAGGCCUCGGCGAAGCCCUGCCCGAGCCCCCGUUCUCGUUGGUCUCCAAGUGGGAUAACCUCGGCACCGUCCAUUCCAAUCGCAAACAGAACACCCUCAAUCCGUCCUCCUGGAAAGGCCAGAAACUGCCCAUGAAGAUCGCCAAACCUUCAGCUGCUAUCUCUCACCACUCCCCUCUCAUCGUCACUAACCUCGAUCAACCCCCGGCUUCUUCAACUAGGUCUAAGAUUAAAGUCUAUGAGGAUCACUUUUCAGAUGAUGACUCAAUAUCUCCGAAGCAAGAUAAGAUAUCAGUGGAAGAACCUGAGGUACCAAGUAGCAGCUCGACGACUUAUACCGAUCAAGGUCCCCAGCAGAGUGGGGAGGAGGAGGCGAUGAUCAAUCCGCAUCUGCUGGACGACCUGUUGACCUCGGAGAUCGAAAGCCAAGCGCAUGCUAUCCAUAACCAAGUUUCGAUCGAUCAUCGUGACCAAUGCCAAGUCUUGAACUUCGACCCGCUCCGAUUCCUUUCCUGAAAAUAACUCUUGUUUUUUUUUUCUUGGUUCUAAUAUUGGGGAUGUAUAUUUUUUUUUAAAAAAAAAAGAGGGGGGUGGGUGGUUGGUAUAUAUGAUGAAUGGUGAUGGGGUAGGUUUACACGAAUAAUGCCUCUUUGUAUUUUUUGGGGGUUUUCUAUAUACAAUUGUAUUAUUUUUGUUCUAUUUCCUUUUUUGUUGUAAAUUGGG